Messenger RNA from Leopardus geoffroyi (Geoffroy's cat), 2246 nucleotides. RefSeq names its product olfactory receptor 6N1. Gene Ontology annotation, molecular function: olfactory receptor activity; G protein-coupled receptor activity. Gene Ontology annotation, cellular component: membrane. The record is from RefSeq and is a predicted model, not a curated record. The coding region runs from base 648 to 1661 and encodes 337 amino acids. NCBI's taxonomy places the organism in Eukaryota, Metazoa, Chordata, Mammalia, Carnivora, Felidae. Gene Ontology annotation, biological process: G protein-coupled receptor signaling pathway. The transcript has a single exon.
GGCUCUUAUAUUAAGUCAAACCCCCUUGCCUUGACUGCGAUUCACCCCCGUGUCCGAGACAGGUGAAACCCUGACCUCCCUGCUCCUGGAGGAUGCUGCCAGACCCGAGUCUCCAUGAGGAAAUGAGAGGGAGCCGAGGGUGAAAGGGCUGAUGCUUUGGUAUCCAGAAACUUGAGGAAGAAAAUAAACUGAAAUUACAAAUCAAAACAUAUAACUGAAAUGAUGUAAUCUUGGUCCAGUAUACUACGGAUAUUUUAUCAGUAUAAAUGACAAGGAAUAUAGGUAAAUAAUAAGAUAAACCUUGGAUGAGGAAUACUGAAGUCUCCAAAACCCGUAUAGUUUCCAUUAAGCAAGAUAACCGGGUUACACAAUGGAUUAUGGAGGCCAAAAAAUGGGCUGUGACACCAGAGACGGACUUAGAGUCUGAUUAUAAGAGCAGAUACUCUGAAGGAAGCUGCUGACAAUGGUAAGGGCUAGAAAGGGAUCCAAACUCUGGCCUCUUAACGUAUUUGCUGGGAGCCCUUUACUCUGGAGGUGGCAGAGGGGAGAUAAAGUCCUUUGACGGAUCUUGUUCUUAAGAUUUCUGUGGUUCAACUUUCUUUCUCAUCCCUCCAUGUCCCACAGUCUAGGAAUAUGAAUGGUGAGCCAUGGAUGCUGGCAAUUGGAGCCAGGUAACAGAGUUCAUCAUCUUGGGCUUUCCCCAUCUCCAGGGUAUCCAGGCUUACCUCUUCGUCUUGUUACUUCUAAUUUAUCUCACCACCGUACUGGGAAACCUGCUGGUGUUCCUAGUGGUCCGCCUGGACUCCCAGCUCCACACACCCAUGUACCGCUUUGUCAGCAUCCUCUCCCUGCUGGAGCUUGGCUACACGGCGGCCACCGUCCCCAAGAUGCUGUCGAACCUGCUCAGGGAGGAGAAGACCAUUUCUUUCUCCGGAUGCCUCCUGCAAAUCUACUUCCUUCACUCUCUUGGGGCCACUGAGUGCUAUCUCCUCACAGCUAUGGCUUAUGACAGGUAUUUAGCCAUCUGCCGGCCCCUCCACUACUCCACCCUCAUGACCCCAGCACGCUGCGCCAAGAUCGCCGUUGGCUGUUGGUUGGGAGGUCUGGCUGGGCCGGUGGCUGAGAUCUCCCUGGUGUCCCGUCUCCCUUUCUGUGGCCCCAAUCGCAUUCAGCACAUCUUUUGUGAUUUCCCGCCCGUGCUGAGCUUGGCUUGUACUGACACAUCUAUCAACGUCCUAGUGGACUUUGCCAUCAACUCCUGCAAGAUCCUGGCCACCUUCCUGUCGAUCCUCAGCUCCUAUGUCCAGAUCGUCCGCACGGUGCUCAGGAUUCCUUCAGUUGCAGGCAAGACCAAGGCCUUCUCCACCUGUGCCUCCCACCUGACCGUGGUUCUCGUCUUCUACGGGAGCAUCCUCUUUAUGUAUGUGCGGCUCAAGAGUAGCUACUCACUGGACUAUGACCGCGCCCUGGCUGUGAUCUUCUCGGUGCUCACACCUUUCCUCAACCCCUUCGUCUAUAGCUUGCGCAACAAGGACAUUAAGGAGGCCGUGAGGAGGCAGUUGAAGAGGUCAGGGAUGCUUAUCGAAGUGAAGGUGGGGAAGGCAGGCCAAGGGAGAAGACGAGGUACGGGGACCCAGGGGGUCGCCGGUCACCGCAGAUGAGAAGUCAAGCGUUGAGUGCUUUUCUACGUGGGAUACAGAACUGGGGCAAGUGUCGCCUGGCUCUCAGCGUCUACACAACCGCCCCACUGGAGCCACACGCGGCCAGAAACCAGAGAUUGGAAUGUGGUUUUCAAAUCUCAGAUGUUUGUGUACCAUACAUAGGAAUUUCGUCACAUCUGGGCCUUACCUACUAUACGUCAAUAUACAGUAAAUUUGAUGAAUAUUUAAUGUAAAUACAUUUACUAGUAUUCUAAACAAUAAUAUUGAAUAAUAUUGAGAUACAUUUUAGAACAAAAAAUAACCGUUUUUUUUUUUCGUGUACCAUUUACACUUAAAUGGUAUUGCAUGUAUACUAUUUGUUUGUGUAUUGAAAUGGAAAACACCGGUAUAGUAGAGGACAGCGUGUUUUUGACUGUAUACAUGCGGGUUUAAAUCCUAAUUCAUUCAGUUACUUUGAUGACAUGAUCUUUAGUGAGUAACUCAAACUCUCUGAGUCUUAAUUUCACCAUUUGUUAAAAAUAUUUUUUGAAGGUUAUUUUGCGAGUUAGUGAUAAGGUCUGUAUACCACAGGUAAAGUGUCUGGGA